Molecule: messenger RNA, 2952 nt
Organism: Triticum aestivum (bread wheat)
Lineage: Eukaryota; Viridiplantae; Streptophyta; Magnoliopsida; Poales; Poaceae
Product: disease resistance protein RGA5-like
Exons: 4
Coding region: 85-2952 (955 amino acids)
Biological process (GO): defense response to other organism
Molecular function (GO): ADP binding
Source: RefSeq, a predicted model, not a curated record
CACACACCACACCCACACACCCUCACCCUCAGAAAGCACUAUUGUGCACAAACAAACUGAGCAACCCAGCUGCUGAGAGCGACCAUGGACCUCGCGACGGGGGCCAUGGGCAGCCUUCUCCUCAAGCUUGGCCAACUCCUCAUGGAGGAGUGCAAGCUGCAGACAGGCGUCAAGGGAGAUGUUGAGUAUCUCAAGAGAGAGCUGGAGAGCAUGUAUGCUGCCCUCUGCAAGGUUGGGGACGUGCCGCGAGACCAGCUCGACAAGCAGGUCAAGCUCUGGGCCAACGAAGUCAGGGACUUGUCGUUCAUAAUGGAGGACAUCAUCGACAAGUUCCUGGUGCGCGUCGAGGGAGCUAAGCCAGCCAUCAAGCCACACAAACUCAAGGAGCUCAUGAAGAAGAUGGGGAACUUGUUCAGCAAGAGCAAGACUCGCCAUGAGAUCUCGGAUGAGAUCAAAGACAUCAAGCUCCGCGUCAAGGAGGCGGCUGACCGACGUGAUAUGUACAGGGUCCACGACGUUGUUGCUAAUCUAGCUGGUGCAACCACGGUUGAUCCUCGCCUAUUGGCUCUGUUCAAGGACCGGCAAGAGCUCGUUGGUAUUGAUGAUUCAUUGAAGAAGCUAACCAAGAUAAUGAGUGAUGGGGAUGGUGAUGCGUCCAAGCAACUCAAGAUACUCUCUAUUUUUGGAUUCGGGGGCCUUGGCAAGACAUCUCUUGCCAAAGCACUGUAUGAUAACCGCAAAGCAGAGUUUGAUUGUAGUGCUUUUGUUCUGGUUGGACGGAAUCCUAGCUUGAAGAAACUUCUCAAUGACAUUCUCUUUGGAAUUGACAAGCUAAAGCAUCGGGAUUCUAACUUAUCGUCAUGGGAUGAAAUGCAGUUGAUCGAAGAACUUCGACUGUUACUUGAGAACAAGAGGUACGCACCCUAUUAUUACUUGAUUGUCAUUGAUGACAUAUGGGAUAAAACAACAUGGGAACUAGUCAAGACCGCUUUGUUGUGUAACAAUUGCGGAAGCAGGAUAAUCACAACUACUCGUAUACUCGAAGUUGCCACAAUGGCCAGUGAAGUAUACAGGCUACAACCACUUUCUCUUGAUUUAUCCAAGGAUUUAUUUCAUAGAAGAUUAUCUUGUGCUGCAAUAGAAUGGCCUAAUCAUAUUCCAACAAAGGUAUAUGAUAAAAUUUUGCAUAAAUGUGGUGGUGUACCAUUGGCUAUAAUCACAAUAGCUAGUUUGCUUGCUGGUAAAGCUGUGGAGUUUUGGUCUAAGGUAUACACUUCAAUUGGUUUUGGGCAUGAAGAAAAUGAAGACGUGGAGAACACGAGGAAAAUACUUUUAUUUAGCUAUUAUGAUCUACCUUGUCACCUCAAGACUUGCUUAUUGUAUCUGAGCAUCUAUCCUGAAGACCAUCUGAUUGAAAAAGAUAGUUUGAUAUGGAAGUGGGUUGGCGAAGGUUUUAUCCAUGAGGAACCAGGGGUAGGACUAUUCGAGAUUGGUGAGAGGUACUUCAAUGAACUGGUGAACAAAAGCAUGAUAAUGCAUGUAGAGGAAGAUGAGUAUAAUGGCAUCAUAACUGGGUGUCGUGUCCACGACAUAAUGCUUGAUAUAAUAUGUUUAUUGUCAAAGGAAGAAAAGUUUGUUACUGUAUUGGAUAGUAACGAGCAAUAUGCAACUUCACAUUGCAAUGCUCGUAGGCUAGCUGUUCAAGAUAUAGUCCAACCUCUGUCUAGCACGUCAACAUUACAAGCAAGGUCGCUUAUUGCCAUGUGCGGUGCUGAGAUGUUGCCAUCACUUUCAUGCUUUGAUGUUUUGCGCGUCCUAGCUUUGGAAAGCCCCUGGUAUUCGCACAGCCCUAAUCAUCUUGAGCAUGUUGGAAAGUUAGUUCACUUGAGGCACCUCAAACUAGGGAGUAUUGGUAUCAGUGAGCUCCCAAAGGAAAUAGGACAUCUGAAGUUCUUACUGGUAUUGGACUUGGGUGAAAAUAGCAUAAGUGAACUUCCAGAGAGUAUUGGUGGAGUAAGUCAACUCAAGUGCUUGAACAUUUGUGAAACAGGCAUUGUAGUGCCAUGCUGGAUCGGGAAUUUGACUUCUCUGGAAGAGCUAUGCCUAAGAGGAGUUGAUGUGGACUCCAACUUUGUGACAGAGCUAGGCAAGUUGACAGAGUUGAGGAAGCUCCGCAUUUCUGAAACUGUAUAUUUAUGUGGUGAUGAUAGCAGAAGGAAUAGCUGGGCUGAGUCUGUAGCCAAACUCUGCAAGAUCCAAGUCAUAGACAUUCGUCUAGUUAUCAUGUGGAGAGAUUCCAUUCAUGAGGAGAUCCCCUGGAAACAGUAUGCGCUUUCUCCACAACUCCGAGUGCUGCGCAUGGCCUACCAAGAACCCGGGCUGGUGGCAACGAUCAACCCCUCGCUUCUUCCCAACCUCUCCCAUUUACAACUAAAUGUAUACAGUCCAGACCUGGAGGUCUUUGGAAGUUUCCGAGAGCUUGUUGCCCUUGAGCUGGACACAUGGUCAGCUCUCCACCAUGACACCAUGGGCGGUGCAGGUGCCUUCCCCAAGCUGAGGGUCUUCAAGACACAAGCAACGGUUGGCUCGUUUCGAGAGGGAGAUAUGCCGGUCCUUGAAUCACUCUGGUUCAGGCUCAUAGCACACUCCAGUGAUGAUGGCAUUAGCUUUGACUUUGACUUUGGUAGCCUAGGGAACCUCCCUUUGCUUAAGAGAGUCAGCGUCUUGUUAUAUGCCCCUCCUGGGGAGCACAAGAAGGCUAAGGAAACGGUGCAGCGUGCAAUUGAUAUGCUGCCCAACCGUGUCUAUAUAGAACAGUUGGAGUACACAGUAUUAGCCCAGCUACUUGCCAAGAGGUUAGGGAUCGAACACUUAUAUCAGGUGCCAUCAAAACCGUGCCUUUCAAAUCCUCCCUUCCCAGUCGACAUAUCUGGAUUGGAGAAAGAAAAUUAG